UAGCUCCAUACAGAUUUUCGUUGCAAACUAGCUAGAGAGAUAUCAAGCCAUGGGAGACAUGCAGCAGCAGCACCUUCAACAGGGGCAGCUGGAUCUGCCUCCUGGCUUUAGGUUCCACCCAACAGAUGAAGAAUUGAUCGUCUUCUAUCUGAAUCCCAAGGUGUCCAACAGGAGCUUCUGCACGAGGGCGAUCGGAGAGGUUGACAUGAACAAAAGCGAGCCGUGGGAGCUCCCGGCGAAGGCAAAGAUGACGGCCGGGGACGACAUGAAGGAGUGGUACUUCUACUGCCACCGGGACCGCAAGUACCCCACGGGCCACCGGACAAACCGUGCCACCCAGGCCGGGUACUGGAAAGCCACAGGUAAGGACAAGGAGAUAUUCAGGCCACAGUCCGUCCUCAUCGGCAUGAAGAAGACCCUCGUGUUCUACAAGGGUAGGGCUCCUCGUGGCGAGAAGACCAACUGGGUUAUGCACGAGUACCGGAUGGAAAGCAACAACAACAACAACGAGAACAAGGUGCUCUCCUUCCUGCCCACUGCCAAGGUCACUAAUUCAUCUUCUCUCAAGGAUGAGUGGGUGGUCUGCCGGAUCUUCCACAAGACCACUGGGAUCAAGAAGCUGGUGAUGCCGUCCUACCCCAUGGCUCCCGUAGCCAUGGGAGAUCAGCAGCAGGGCCUCGGCUCUAGCACUGCAGCCUGCAUCCAGACACAGCUGCCUCCUCCCAUGGCCAUGGGCAUGGACCCUUCCACCUUGUAUGGAACCACAGCCGGGGCCUCGUCGUCGUACCAGCUGCCUCCUCCCAUGCCCAUGGGCAAUGUUGCAGAGCUCCCGGCACUUCCCAUGAACGGCCUCUACUUUGGGGCUCAGCUGCAAGCGCCGCCACCGCCGGCGCCCUUGUCCUUCUACCAGCAGCACAUGCAGCUGCAGAUGGGCCAUGCAGGAGACCAGGGCUUCAUUGCUAGUGGGCCGUCGUCGAUGGUGUCGCAGUCCCAGGACGAUAUUGCCGGGGUCAGCAACGCCACUGCCACCGAGAUCUCGUCCAUGGACAUGGGCGGCAUUGCCAUUGAUGGCAUGGGCAUGUGGAAGUUUCAGAAGUACUGAAGAAUAUCGGCUUGCAUUGCAUACAUGGUAUUCAGAUAUAUAUGCAAUAAGGCAGUUAUAUUGAGCUGCAUCGUCGUGGACUCGUGGUAAUUAUAGUUUGUGAGUGAUUGUGAGAGUGUCUUGUGAGAGUGGUCUUGUGUGGUUACUACAUGUUUG
This is a messenger RNA of Brachypodium distachyon (stiff brome), 1258 nucleotides long. Its product is annotated as protein CUP-SHAPED COTYLEDON 1. Gene Ontology annotation, biological process: regulation of DNA-templated transcription. NCBI's taxonomy places the organism in Eukaryota, Viridiplantae, Streptophyta, Magnoliopsida, Poales, Poaceae. The transcript is spliced from 2 exons. The coding region runs from base 50 to 1102 and encodes 350 amino acids. Gene Ontology annotation, molecular function: DNA binding. The record is from RefSeq and is a predicted model, not a curated record.